CCCCCCCCAAACCGCUGUCAAGAUACCUACGGUUUUUCUUGGAAAGACAGAGGAAAGAUUUCGCCCGGCCUUGUACGAGAGCGUCCCGAUGCAGCAGACAACUACUAUCGUCGAAACGGAGACACAACUCCCUCUGGGAUGGCGUGAGAGGUUAAGCCCGUCCAAGCUAAAGAUGAUACCAGGCCGUUACAACCUUCCCCGAAUGUUCAACAACAGCAACUCCACUAAGCAAAUGCGCCAAUCCGGCUCCGUUUCGACAAGGAGCAUCUCUGCUUUGCAAACCUCUUUUAAGAUCACGGAUACCUUUGAGCUACUGAGGACAAGAAAAUGGAGUGUAUUUGACAUUCAAUAUGUCGGGUUGGCCGGCUUCACCGUUUUCUCUCUCUGGAUUAUGGACCCGCCGGCACCCAUCAUCAAGACCUUCGCCGCCUUAGGGUACUUGCUGCUUUUGUUCAUGCCCAUUACUAGGCAAUUUUUUCUUCCUUCUUGGCCUAUAUGGACUUAUCUCCUGUACUUCUUCUCUAGUCGCUUCAUCCCGUACGACAUCCGUCCGGAUAUCCUUGUGAAGGUGCUUCCUGCUUUAGAAGAUAUUUUGUAUGGAGUUAGCUUUUCGAACGUCUUUUCAUCAUGGACCCAUCCUGUCCUAGAUGUAUUCGCUUGGUUUCCAUACGGAUUGGGUCACUUUGGGCUUCCCGCCAUUUGCUCCGCGAUCAUGUUUAUUUUUGCUGCUCCAGGCACCGUCCCGAUGUUUGCUAAGAGUUUUGGAUGGAUGAGCGUUUUGGGUGUAUCGAUACAGCUAUUCUUCCCAUGCACGCCACCCUGGUACGAAAGGCUGCACGGUCUCGAGCCCGCAAAAUAUGGGAUGCAAGGUUCCCCAGCCGGAUUAGCGCGGAUUGACGCACUUUUCGGCGUCGACAUGUACACCACUAGCUUUACGACUGCGCCUGUGCCCUUUGGAGCCUUCCCGAGUCUUCACGCCGCCGACGCGAUCCUCGAAGCUUUGUUUAUAAGCUAUUGUUUCCCGAAGCUUAAGGGCAUGUGCAUAUUCUACGUCUGUUGGAUUUGCUGGGCGACGAUGUACCUGAACCACCACUACGCUGUUGAUCUGCUGGGUGGUGGCAUUAUUGCUUAUUCCAUUUUCGCUGUGGUUAGGAAAUAUUGGCUGCCCCGUCAGCAGCCUGGGAAGAUGUACCGAUGGCAGUACGAGUACGUCGAAAUUGGUGCUACGAAGAAGAACAAGGUUCUGGACGAGGAACUUGGAUACGGUCCCAUCGGAGCCGCUAAGCGAAGUGCUGACCUGUCGGACGAAUUCGCCGUUCUGGACAGCUUCAUGCACUCGGCGUCGUCAAGUGGGAGCUCGAGCCCGACGUCAAGCACCAGGAGCGAUAAGAGCGAUAGGAGAAGAGAUUAAUUGCAUAGAAGAGAUGGCCCUGGCAUUUAUGAUACCACGAUAUACACAUACCUAAUAUUAGAAGACAAGACGAAAUAAAGUUAAUACCGCCGAAAGGCGAGAUCGUUACAUCAUUUAUCUAUCUUGGUGCGCGAAUUUGAUGAUUUACGUCUGUGUGAUAUAUUUGAAGA
This is a messenger RNA of Daldinia caldariorum, 1581 nucleotides long. Its product is annotated as PAP2-domain-containing protein. The transcript is spliced from 3 exons. Gene Ontology annotation, molecular function: inositol phosphoceramide synthase activity. Bases 89 to 1411 code for a protein of 440 amino acids. Gene Ontology annotation, cellular component: inositol phosphoceramide synthase complex. Gene Ontology annotation, biological process: sphingolipid biosynthetic process; inositol phosphoceramide metabolic process. The record is from RefSeq and is a predicted model, not a curated record. Lineage: Eukaryota; Fungi; Ascomycota; Sordariomycetes; Xylariales; Hypoxylaceae.